UCCGCGCCAGGUUUUAGGGUGGCCCAUUGAAAGCCAGCUGUUGCAGAGCAGGGAGCCGGCCCAACGUUUCUCCUCGUAUUUUUUGGUUUAGGAGUCCGACUGGCGCUGGCAGAUCGGUGUGUGAUUGGAGCAGCGCAGAGAUUGCCUGGAGCACAAGCCCGACGCACAGACACAGGCCCCCCGAACUAUAGUCGCAUUGUAGACUGUUUCAGCAUUGUAUUGGCGACGUCGUGGAAUACGACUGCAUGUUUUAUUUUUAGGAUAUGUGCUGAUAUGCUUCUCAUUCGCCUCUUUUAGGCUACAAUAACAUUGGAGCCGUGCAGUUUUUGAAUUCAUUGUGUCCAAUCGAAGGGAAAAUGUGGAUGCGUGCGAGGGGGAUAUGGGAAAAAAACUAUUGAUUAAUAGUUCCCGAACGGCAUCUCGCUAAGGAACAGUUUGUCCGGUCCUUGGGGACGCGUGGACUUGGAGAGAGAGAGAGAUACCUGCCACAAGAAACAACACGAUCUGUCCCUCGUAAUUGGAGCAUGCAUCGGAACCACGGACGUCUUUGUGUUGCCCGCUGCGUAUUCCGAGUUUGAGGGGGGCCUCUAGCCUGCUGAAGGGGUGACCACUCUCUCCGUGUUCCUUCAAUGCCAAACUGAAAUAUUCGUCAAACACCAUUUAGGACUGUUCACCUCAAAUAUGAGAAGAUGACUGGUGAGGCUUCUCCUAAAACCACAGAUCGCUGACUACUCCAAGACUCCUCUGCUUUUUCGAUUCUAUAUCCUACAACCACAGUUGUUAACUAGAGGGCAUCUGGAGACCUCUCCACACAUCAACAAUGGCUCCUGCAGCGUGGAGGUGUUUAGUUCUCCAUUGUCUACUGCUCACCCUAAUUCAUUUCCAUUGUUCAGAAGGGUUCGGUCGUGCUGCCCUGCCGUUUGGCCUGGUCAGGAGAGAGCUCUCCUGCGAAGGAUACGCCAUCGAUCUCCGCUGCCCCGGUGCUGAUGUCAUCAUGAUCGAGACGGCGAACUACGGCCGUACCGACGACAAGAUCUGCGACGCCGACCCGUUCCAGAUGGAGAACGUCAACUGUUACCUCCCCGACGCCUACAAGAUCAUAUCACAAAGGUGCAAUAACCGUACCCAGUGUGUGGUUGUGACUGGCUCCGAUGUGUUCCCUGACCCCUGCCCUGGUACCUACAAGUAUCUAGAGGUUCAGUAUGAGUGUGUCCCAUACAUUUUCAUUUGUCCCGGGACCCUGAUGGAGGUGGGGGAGCCCACGUUUGUGUUUGAGGCAGAGCAACAGGCGGGGUCGUGGUGUAAAGACCCCCUGCAGGCCAGAGACAAGGUCUUCUUCAUGCCUUGGACACCGUACCGCACCGACACUCUGAUUGAGUACAACUCCCUGGAGGACUUAAAAAAUGGCCGCCAGACUACCACCUAUAAACUCCCACAUCGAGUCGACGGCACCGGCUUCGUGGCCUACGACGGAGCCAUCUUCUUCAACAAGGAGCGCACGCGCAACAUCGUGAAAUUUGACCUCCGCACGCGCAUCAAGAGCGGUGAAGCCAUCGUGGCCAACGCCAACUAUCACGACACUUCGCCAUACCGCUGGGGCGGCAAGACGGACAUAGACCUCGCUGUCGAUGAGCGGGGGUUGUGGGUAAUCUACGCCACGGAGCAGAACAACGGGCGCAUCGUGGUCUCACAGCUCAACCCAUACACGCUCCGUUUCGAGGCCACCUGGGAGACGGCGUACGACAAGAGAUCCGCCUCCAAUGCCUUCAUGGUGUGCGGUGUGCUGCACGUGGUGCGGUCCACCUACGAGGAGAACGAGAGCGAGGCGCCCAAGAGCCACAUCGACUACAUCUACAACACCAAGCUGAGCCAGGGAGAGUACACAGACAUCCUCUUCCCCAACCAGUACCAGUACAUCGCUGCUGUGGAUUACAACCCCAGAGAUAACCAGCUGUACGUGUGGAAUAACUUUUACAUCCUGCGCUACGACCUGGAGUUUGACGCGGAGAAAGACCCUGCUGACGUGCCAACUACAAAAGAUGUCUCCCUCUCAUCAGCCCUGCCUGAGACCACCACUCUCAUCACCACCACCACAUCCACAGUCAAAGGCCCAGUUAACACCACGAUUCUGGCUGACCCCAGGGAUGGGAGAGAGAGAGAGGCGGGAAACCCAGCAGAGGACACCCAUGGGACGGCUGACCCCACCGCUCCAGAGAUCCCCCCCACCCCCAGGCGCUUCUGUGAGGGAACAACGAAGAGAGGCAUUUCCUGGCCCCAGACACACACUGGAGUCACCGUGGAGAGACCCUGCCCCAAAGGAACCAGAGGCAUUGCCUCCUACCUCUGCACGGUGGCAGGGGGGACCUGGAACCCAAAGGGACCUGACCUCAGCAACUGUACCUCCCACUGGGUCACUCAAGUGGCACAAAAGAUCCGUAGUGGGGAGAAUGCGGCUAACCUAGCCAAUGAGCUGGCCCACCACACACAGGGUCCAGUGUUCGCCGGUGACAUCAGCUCGUCAGUGCGUCUCAUGGAGCAGCUGGUGGACAUCCUGGACGCUCAGCUCCAGGAGCUAUGCGAAAAGGACUCCGCUGGGCGUAGCUUCAACAAGGCCAUUGUGGAUACGGUUGACAACCUCCUGAGGCCGGAAGCCCUGAAGUCCUGGGAAGACAUGAAUUCCACGGAGCAAACGCAUGCCGCCACCAUGUUACUGGAUACCCUGGAGGAAGGCGCCUUCAUCCUUGCCGACAACCUGAUUGAACCCGCUGUAGUCAAAGUGCCUGCAGACAACAUAAUGCUGGAUGUGUAUGUGCUCAGUACUGAUGGCCAGAUGCAGGACUUCAGGUUCCAGACCAGCAAGGGUGGAGCCUCCAUUCAGCUGUCUGCAAACACAGUCAAAGUCAACAGUAAAAACGGUGUGGCCAAGCUGGUUUUUGUCCUCUAUAAGCACCUGGGCCGGUUCCUCAGUACAGAGAAUGCCACUCUCCGAGGAGGAGGAGGACGUAACCUUUCAGACCUGACCGUCAACUCGCACAUCCUGGCCGCCUCCAUCACCAAGGAGUCCAGCCGCGUGUUUGUGUCCGACCCCGUCAUCUUCACCCUGGAGCACCUAGACAAGGAGCACUACUACAACCCCAACUGCUCAUUCUGGAACUACUCUGAGAGGAGUAUGAUGGGCUACUGGUCCACUCAGGGCUGUAAGCUCCUGGACACUAACAAGAGCCACACCACCUGUUCCUGUAGUCACCUGACCAACUUCGCCAUCCUCAUGGCCCAUCGAGGAAAUGUGGUGGAGGGGAGCGUCCACGAGCUGCUGCUGACGGUGAUAACGCGGAUGGGCAUCGCUGUGUCUCUGGUGUGUCUGGCCAUCAGCCUGUUCACCUUCUGCUUCUUCAGGGGCCUGCAGAGCGACCGCAACACCAUCCACAAGAACCUCUGCCUCAACCUCUUCAUCGCCGAGCUCGUCUUCCUCGUGGGCAUCAACAUGACUGAACCCAAGCUGGUGUGCUCCAUCAUCGCGGGCGUUCUUCAUUUCUUCUUUCUGGCGGCGUUUGCCUGGAUGUGCCUGGAGGGCGUGCAGCUCUACCUCAUGCUGGUUGAGGUGUUUGAAAGCGAGUUCUCCCGCAGGAAGUACUAUUACGUCUCCGGAUACCUCUUUCCUGCCGCGGUGGUGGGAAUCUCGGCCGCCAUCGACUACCGCAGCUACGGGACACAGAAGGCCUGCUGGCUGAGGGUGGAUAACCACUUCAUUUGGAGCUUCAUAGGACCUGUCACCUUCAUUAUCAUGCUCAACCUCAUCAUCCUGGUGGUGACCAUGUACAAGAUGGUGAAGCACUCCACUUCCAUGAAACCCGACUCGACCCGGCUGGGCGGUAUCAGAUCCUGGGUGCUUGGGGCGUUUGCCCUGCUCUUCCUCCUAGGUCUGACCUGGUCGUUUGGCCUGUUCUUCCUCAACGAAUCCUCCGUGGUCAUGGCGUACCUCUUCACCAUCUUCAACACUCUGCAAGGGAUGUUCAUCUUUAUCUUCCACUGCCUCCUCCAGAAAAAGGUCCGUAAAGAGUACAGCAAAUGCUUCCGCCAGUCCCAGUGCUGCGGAGGUCUGCCUUCUGAAGGGUCCCACAGCUCGGCCAAGACGGCCACGUCUCGAUCCACCGCACGCUACUCCUCCGCCACACAGAGUCGUAUCAGGAGGAUGUGGAACGACACGGUGAGGAAGCAGUCCGAAUCCUCCUUCAUCUCCGGAGACAUCAACAGCACCUCCACCCUGAACCAGGGGAUGACUGGCAACUACCUCCUAACUAACCCUCUGCUCCGAGCCCACGACCCUAACAACCCCUAUAACAACCUGCUGGCUGAGACGGUGGUGUGCAACACCCCCUCCCCUCCAGCCUUUCACUCACCAGGGCAGCAUUCUCUGACUCACAGCAGGGACAUCAGUGCCAUGGAUACCCUACCCCUCAACGGAAACUUUAACAACAGCUACUCCCUGCGUGACCAGGAAGACAACCAGGAAGACGACUAUGAGGACAUUGUGGGCGUGGUCGGGGGCGUGGUCCACGGCCCGGGGGACCUGGGGGGCCUCAGCCUGGAUGACGCCGCCUUCGAGAAGAUGAUCAUCUCUGAGCUGGUGCACAACAACCUGAGGCCCCGCGGGGCCCCCAAGGGCCACAACCCCCAUAGGGAUAGCAGGGACAGGGACCAGGCCCCUCUCCAAACCAGGGUGACUGUGGACAAGGAUAGGGGUGGUGGGGGUGGAAGCAGCAGCGAAGAUGAUGCCGUAGUGGUGGACCACGCUGAGGCUUCGUCCCCCCAGAGAGGCAGUAUAGUCGGGGUAGUAGGUGGAGGUCACCCCACCCUAGAGUUGCUGCUGCAUCCCCACCAUAAGGAGGCGUUAGAGGCCCCACUCCUGCCCCAGAGGACUCACUCCCUGCUCUACAGCGCCCACAAGGCCCCCAGGAGGGCUGUGGAGGGCCCUGGGUGCCACGGCUCAGAGACAGUGGGGGCAACAGGGGACGGAGAUUCCCAGUCACCCAACAACAACAGGGACUCCCUGUACACCAGCAUGCCCAACUUGAGAGACUCUCCCUCAGCCUCCCCCUCAGCCUCAUCCUACCCCCCCGAUGAAGAUGAUAACCUGUCACAUUCCCCCAGGAGCGAGGGGGAGGACCUGUACCAUAAAAGCAUGCCUGAGCUGGGCGACGGGCCCCAGCCCCUGUCCUACUACCACAUAAACCGGGGCACCAGCAAUGGGUGCAUCGUAUCCCCCAGCGCUGAGGACUGUGUACCCGAGGGAGUGGGCCCCCGGGACGGACAGAUGCAGCUCAUUACCAGCCUCUGAGCAGAUGGGUGGAGGAAGGAGAGGAAGCACUUCUCUGGUGUUUUUGCACAGGUUUGAACAUAUGUAUGUGUGUGGGCUUUGGUUGAUGUCAAGACUAUUGCCAGCCCUCAUCGAUUCUCCCAGCCCUCCAUCUCUGCACUCGUAAUGACCCAUCGAAGCAGGAAGUGAAAUGUUUGUGAGUGGUAGGGAGGAAGGAGAUGGAUUACUUUUUCACACAUAAACUCGGUCACACACACAAAUAUCCUCUGAAACCGUCUGUCUGUCUGUGGACUUGAACUGCUCUGCUCUGCUGUGGGACUUCAGAGAGGUAAAUGCAUAGACCACUACAAGUGUCAGAGAGAAGUCUGUCUGGCGCCAUUCCUGUCCAGCCUGCAUUUGUAUUAUAUUGAAGAAGAGAAAAAAAACAUGGUUUAGAACUCCAGGUUUAGAACUUUUGGAACACUGGUGAAGUGUUCCUGGAGGGGAUUCCAGAAUGAACGAGGAUGAGUAUCUGUUGGGUCCUGGACUCUAGAAUGUUCUAGAGUCAUUCCACUAAAUAGUGAGGACUGUCAAACAAAGAACCACUAAUUCAGACUCAGGCCUUAUAUUUUCUCUAUUGCACAUUUAACUGUUGUCAGAGUAAUAGCUAAAAGAAAAUAUAUUUUGCUGUACCACAAGUGUAAAAAAAAAAUAAAAAAAUUAUGAAAAAAUGUUAUGGCAACCAAUUAUACAACAUUUCAAUGUUGAGAAGAUUAUUCUCGAUGCAGGUCGCUCAAAUCUGUUUUUUCCUCUCACUUGACUCAUUGUGGUAUGUUUGAACAUAAAAAAAUCGAAUAAAAAAAUUCUAUUUUUAAAAAAUCCCAUAAUAAACCUUACAUCUUCAUUUGUGAAGUGCUUUUUGCUUUCAUGAAUCAAGAGCUUUGCCAGUAAUAUUUUGUGUUAACACCAUGCCAAGCACAGAUUUGGCGUGAAUUUGGUCGUUGUGUAAUUUAUUUUACUUGAAAGAAAUUGUCAGGUUUCAAAAAAUAUGUGUCAACGUGAUAUUUCAAGUUUUACAAGCAUAUUUCAGCCUUUGACACUAAUUAAUUUAUUAACAGUUAUUGAAAAUUUGGAAAGGUAAAAUGGUUGGGAAGUGUGACUUGUUUCAGCACUGUUUAGGUUCAUUUUGUACGAUCCCAUUGUCGGCUUAUAUAAAAAUUCAACUCUUGUUUGAUAUCAAAUAAAUGUGAGACUUUUUCUUGUU
Oncorhynchus tshawytscha (Chinook salmon) is the source of this 6560-nucleotide messenger RNA. RefSeq names its product adhesion G protein-coupled receptor L2-like. Lineage: Eukaryota; Metazoa; Chordata; Actinopteri; Salmoniformes; Salmonidae. Gene Ontology annotation, cellular component: membrane; neuron projection. Gene Ontology annotation, biological process: cell surface receptor signaling pathway; brain development; adenylate cyclase-activating G protein-coupled receptor signaling pathway. The record is from RefSeq and is a predicted model, not a curated record. Gene Ontology annotation, molecular function: carbohydrate binding; G protein-coupled receptor activity.